CGCGGGGCCGCCUCAGCCGCCGCCGCCGCUCAGCCAGGGCCCGGCCGGGCCUCCGCCGCGGGCCGUGCACCCGGACGGCGGGACGGGCUGCGACGCGCACCAGAGCCAUGACCUGAAAUCCUGAUGACCACUGCCAGGGCCUCUGGGUAACCGGCAAGUGCACCAUGGAACUUAAAGUAUGGGUGGAUGGAGUUCAGAGGAUUGUUUGUGGGGUCACUGAAGUCACAACUUGCCAGGAGGUUGUAAUAGCCUUAGCCCAAGCUAUAGGUCGGACUGGAAGGUACACCCUCAUAGAGAAAUGGAGAGAUACUGAGAGGCACUUGGCACCACAUGAAAACCCCAUCAUAUCCUUAAACAAGUGGGGGCAGUAUGCUAGUGACGUACAGCUCAUCUUGCGUCGGACUGGGCCAUCCCUCAGUGAGCGCCCCACCUCAGACAGUGUGGCCCGGAUUCCUGAAAGAACUUUGUACCGACAGAGCUUGCCCCCCUUAGCCAAACUGCGGCCUCAGGUAGACAAGUCAAUCAAGAGAAGAGAACCUAAAAGGAAGUCCCUGACGUUCACAGGAGGUGCCAAAGGGCUGAUGGACAUUUUUGGAAAAGGUAAAGAAACUGAGUUUAGGCAGAAGGUGCUGAGUAACUGCAGAACCACAGCAGAAGAGCUGAGGAGGCUGAUCCGGCUGCAGACAGAUAAGCUGCAGACCAUUGAGCAGCAGCUGGAGUCCAGUGAACUAGAGAUACGAUUCUGGGAGCAAAAAUACAAUUCCAGCCUGGAAGAGGAAAUUGUCCGUCUGGAGCAAAAGAUCAAAAGGAAUGAUGUGGAGAUCGAGGAGGAGGAGUUUUGGGAAAAUGAACUACAGAUAGAACAAGAAAAUGAGAAGCAGCUCCAGGACCAGCUCGAGGAGAUACGGCAGAAAGUCACAGACUGUGACAGCAAGCUGAAGGACUACCUGGCACAGAUCCACUCUAUGGAAAGUGGUCUCGAAGCAGAGAAGCUGCACCGGGAAGUUCAGGAGGCACAAGUCAACGAGGAGGAGGUGAAAGGAAAGAUUGAAAAGGUCAAGGGGGAGAUGGACCUCCAAGGGCAGCAGAGCCUGAGGCUGGAGAACGGCAUUAGAGCUGUAGAGAGGUCUCUGGGGCAGGCUACCAAGCGCUUACAGGAUAAGGAACAGGAGCUGGAGCAGUUGACCAAAGAGCUACGUCAAGUCAAUCUCCAGCAGUUCAUCCAGCAGACAGGGACAAAGGUCACCGUGUUGCCAGCUGAGCCCACUGAAAUAGAGGCCUCCCAGGCAGACAUAGAGACAGAGGCACCAUUCCAGUCUGGGUCCCUGAAGCGACCUGGUUCAUCACGGCAGCUCCCCAGUAAUCUUCGUAUUCUGCAGAACCCCAUCUCUUCUGGAUUUAAUCCUGAAGGCAUCUAUGUAUAACAUUGUCUUCAGGGGAAGGAUCCAGCCAAGGUACCAAGGACAAUAAAGUCUUUCAGUCUGUGCCAACUGAACAGAGGGUCUGUUCCCAAGCCGCUAGCUGUCUCCUCUCCCGAUUGCAACCCCUGGAGCCUGUGCACUGAUGCUGAACACGGAGGAGCCUGUUCACACUUCGCAGUAUUGACAUGUUGUCCAGCAGCUGAAAUGCAAAGCCUUCGUUUUUUAUUUGUAGUGUUCUGAGAACAUUAGGAAAGUAUUAAUCUAUGUUUAUACAUGAAUAAACCCUGAAUUAAGAGUAAAGUUAUGUAACUGUUUAAUUUAUUCCAUGUAACCGAUUGAUGUAUGAAUGUUGCUGUUUAAUAUUUUAUUAAUCCUUACCCUGUGACUUCAUUAUGUUAAAUAUUGUGGGAUUCUGACUGUGCAUGUUGGCAGACUCCAUCCGAGCUUUGCGCUGGCCUAGCUAAACAGCCUCGUGGGGCGCUCCACCAUCCAGACUGACUCCAACGGAACCACUGCACUUCAGUUAACACUGAGCCUCUCUCUCCUCACCCUUGCUUAAGUGAGGUAAUUCAGCUUUCUUUCUGGUCUGGAAGUUAAUGGUUUCUUUACAGUAUUUCCAAACAUAAAUUACCACAUAACAUCACAGAAACACUUUAAUGGGGUAAAUUGUUCAUGUAAAAUGUUUGUGGUCAUAGACUGCCAGCAGCCAGCUGACGGCUGUCCAUGGUUUCCUGACACACUCUGGGUCUUCCUGCCUUACUGCCUCCCAUGGAGAGAGCUCUGAGGAUCGGGUUGCUGUAUUUUGGGAGUCAUGUGAUAUAUUCCAGAACAACCCACCUCCUCUGUAGUCAUGCCAUGCAGAGCAGGGGUAGGUGCUGCAUGCCGUGAUUUAAAACGUGGGCUCUGCGUUUUCUCUAGUCACAGAGUCCAAAGUAGAGAACACUGCAGUUGGGUAUUUUUUUACCAAGGAAAUAAAGUUAAAUUCAGAGUAUGUUUUUAUUUUUAAGUUUGACUUUAUAGGGUAUUAGUCUCCAUUUAUAUUUAUAUCAUUUUGUGUAUUAAGCCAAAAAAAAAGAGUCAAUACUUUUCUCAUGUGCAGUGACUUAGCCUCAUUCACAGGUAAUGUUUAGACAUGACUUAGCCUCAUUCACAGGUAAUGUUUAGACAUGCUGUCAGAUGCCUUGCAGCCGUUUACCUUCUCUCUGAGCACAUUGGCACAAUGUAACUAAGACUUACAUCUGAAACUGAAAGUAGCUUCCAAUUCUAAAGAGAAUAUAUUCUCUGUUCUACUUACAUGCGAUCAAAUAGAAGUGGACUAAUAUGGCAAUGCCUUGAUAACACUGGAGGCAGCUCUGGGUGUUGGAAUUCAUCCGACUUAUUGGUUGUUUAAUGAAUGUGUAAUGAAGCAGAGAAUGCUGCUUUAUUUAGGUUUCCAUAGAGAAGACGUAAGAAUGGCUGUGAAAUAAUAGAUGCUUCUCGAGAACCAAAAGCCAUGAGUGUUGCCUCUUCCCACAUAAAUAAAUAGCAGACCUCAACUGAAGUGCUGUCUCGGGACUUCCCGAGUUGAUCUUGCCAUUACUGCUUUGCAGAUAACUGGAGAAGGAAGCACGGCCUGUACACAUCUGCUCCAGAUUUGUAACAAUUGUUUCCUAUCACUGUAUAUUUAAAAAUGAUAAUUCAAAGUCAAAGUAAUGUGUAACUCUUUGUGACAGUGGUGACUCCAUAUGCCCAGUACAUGCCUUAUUCUCAGACUCUCCUAUCCUGAGUCAUUGAUCAGCUAAAUUAAACCUUGAUCACAAAGAAAAACAGUGUACAAAUGGAUUGUCUUCGAUUUAAAGCCAAAUGCUAACCACAGGUAUGUUAAGCUCUACGAUGACUAAUUAGAGACAAAGCUGGGCAUGGUGGUUCAUGACUAUUAUCCCAGCACUCAGGAGACUGAGGCAGGAGAGUUGUCACAAGACGCAGGCCAUCCUAAGUUCCACGACAAGUUCUAGAAUAGCAUGGGGUCUAGUGUGAGACCCUGUCUCAAAAAGAAAGAAAAGGACCUGCAGAUUCCUUGGCAUACCUGGCGGGGCCGCACAGUGCUCAGCUCACGUGGUGGUUGUGAACUGCCGGUGUAACUAGGAACUCCAAAGCAGGUGGCACGUCCCACCAGCUCCCUGCAGUCCUGGCCCUCCACCAGUGUCACAGUUAACAUCUGUAACAACCUCAGAACUCUGAAGCUGCCAGCUCCUCUCCAUGGGCCUAAUUACACACAACACUGCCUCCCAGACGGGUGGGGUGUGACCACAUGAGUUCACAAACAGGCUGAGCAGCUGCGAUUCGUCACCAGUUAACAGGACUUCCGCAAGCACACCACUGUCGAAUAUUUUCUAAAUCUUUUUUAGCUAGGGAAAACAACUAAUUUCUGUAGAAACAUCUGAAAAUAUUUUAGUCUACUGUGACUGUUUUUACCUAUUGUGACUACAAAUGAAUCGGCUUAAGAGCCCUGUCUUUGGCCGCUUCUCAAAGGGGUGUGGGCAAUAGGAUUCAAAAAAUACCAAAUGUAACAUUUUGCAUAUGGGGAAAUAAAUAUCCAGGUUCUAAAUAGUAAAUUAGAUCACAAAUUUUUGUGUCUUUUUAAUCAGUAUUGCAGGUUAUAUUAUGCAGUUUUUCUACAGGUAUUAAAUAUAUUCCAAGUUUUAUUCUUACCAGUGACUAAUUUGAAUAUCACUGGUCUGUUUGACCUCCAGAGCAUCCUCAUUCUCAGAGAAUCACCCACAGUGGGUUACCUCAGUUUGUGUGUGUUUCAUGUUUUCAUUUCCUUUAUAUUUUGGCUGUUAAUGUUCCUUUUUUGUCUCAGUGAACAGCGAGUAUUUUAUAUAUGAGGCUUCAGUUGGUGUUGGUUGACCUCUGAAUGCCCAGUUAGUUAUGGAUGGGCAGUUCAGCAGCUCCUCUAGUUGAAAUCAGUUAUAAAAGAGAGCUAUUUCCAGCCUGGUCUGUACAGUAAAGGCACAGCUCGUGGCAUGAGAUAUGGAGUGUGGUGAUGUAGACCGAUAGAUCAGCACUGCUCCCAGAGCCAAGAUAAAGUGCAGUCCUCUGGUGACACAGCUUCGUUUGUAAGAGCAAAGAGGUCUUCAGAAAUAACUCGUAUGUCAGGGAAUACCUUUCCAAGUUAGGACUUUAGCAGAUGGACAAGGACAAACACCUGGCUUCAGGCAUGGACGGGGACAGGCAGUUAGCGUUGGACAUUGCCUUCGACAGAUUAGGCCUUAAUUUGUAGAUAGAUAUUGAAUGACGCUCUGUAUCCCUCUCUAACACAAGCCUGUCUUGAUUAGUUGAUACUGUGGUGAAGCCAGCUCGUAAGUAUUCUUUUUGUAUCAUGUCAGUGUUUUUAAGUUGCAUGUUCAUACUGUCUGCUCUGGUGUUUUUAAGUUCCAGGAGAAGGCUGUUAGUGUGUCAGGAACUCAGCCCAUCAGUAUUUAUUUAGUUAUGCUGCUUCACAUUUCCCAGUGCACCUUGGAUGCCAGGUCAGUGGCUGCGGCGGCGGCAAAGCUGCAGGAGCUCCUUCCUGGGCAUUUUAUAUAUUUUUAGAAACCAAAUGGCUGCAGAUGGCUAUUUAGCAUACUAUUAAACCAGCAGAACUCUAAAAGGCAAUAAAUAUAUGCAUAUAUAUGGGGGGGAGGGGAAAGAGUGAAAAAUACAGGUUUACAGCCAGACAUGGUGACAGCCCUUCAGUGUAUUCCUCAGUGUCUGUCACUGACCUAGAAGGAUUGGAGUCCCUACAGCUUUAGACAGAAAGUGUCCAUGUUUGCUGACUGUGAGCCAUAAAUAUGCUUUUAGUACUGCUUUGCUGAUGUAUAAAUAAGAAAUCUGUAAUAUGUAUUAUAUGUAAUUAUUUUCUUUUGACUUCAUUUCAAAAUGUAUAUUUUCUGAUUAUUAUCAUGAGCUAUAAAGCAAAAGAUCAAUAUCUGAUAUUCUCCCAAAUAAUAAAUUUUCAAGAUUCAUUGGGGCA
Peromyscus californicus insignis is the source of this 5415-nucleotide messenger RNA. RefSeq names its product Ras association domain family member 8 (gene Rassf8). The record is from RefSeq and is a predicted model, not a curated record. The transcript is spliced from 5 exons. Bases 165 to 1424 code for a protein of 419 amino acids. Lineage: Eukaryota; Metazoa; Chordata; Mammalia; Rodentia; Cricetidae. Gene Ontology annotation, biological process: signal transduction.